Messenger RNA from Cucurbita moschata (crookneck pumpkin), 1411 nucleotides. RefSeq lists its product as uncharacterized. The coding region runs from base 208 to 1302 and encodes 364 amino acids. Lineage: Eukaryota; Viridiplantae; Streptophyta; Magnoliopsida; Cucurbitales; Cucurbitaceae. The transcript has a single exon. Gene Ontology annotation, molecular function: RNA nuclease activity. The record is from RefSeq and is a predicted model, not a curated record.
UGAAUUGGGCUUCUUCUGAAUUGCUUCCGCCAUACAAGGCCCUCCCCCGCCUCACCUUCCGAGAUUCCCGCCGUCAAGCACCGACCAGGCAAUUCUUCUGCUACUCACUCUUGUGUACUUGAGGUUAGUUCCAUCUCUUCUUUACAUUUCUCCUCCGUUCGUCCAUUUGUAUCUCAUCCUCAGUACAUGUGAAAAGAGUUUCUCGCCAUGAUAGCGUUCAUUAGAUUUCGGAAUUUAUCGUUCCAAUUCCGUAAGGAAACUGAAUUAAAUAGACGUUUUCAUUCCGGAACGAAUCUGAAAUCCACUUCUCCGGAUUCUUCCUGCUCUGCCGUUGCGAUUUUCUGGGAUUUGGACAAUAAACCACCGAAAUCGUUACCGCCUUACGAAGCUGCUGUUAAGCUCAAGGCUGCAGCGGCUUCCUUUGGCGCCAUUCGGUACAUGGUGGCUUAUGCGAAUCGGCAUGCGUUCAGCUAUGUGCCGCAAGUUGUUAGAGAGAAAAGGAGAGAGAGGAAGAUGCUUAAUCAAUUGGAGAGGAAAGGUGUGAUUAAAUCGAUUGAGCCGUAUCUGUGUCGUGUUUGUGGGAGAAAUUUCUAUACGAAUGAGAAGUUAGUGAAUCAUUUUAAGCAAAUUCAUGAGAGUGAGCAUACGAAGAGGUUGAAUCAGAUCGAAUCUGCCAAGGGUAGUAGAAGAGUGAAGUUGCUCGCUAAGUAUUCGAUGAAAAUACAGAAGUAUAAGAAUGGUGCUAGGGAUGUUUUGACUCCGAAAGAGGGAUAUGGUCUAGCAGAUGAGUUGAAGAGGGCAGGGUUUUUUGUGAAGACUGUGUCGGAUAAGCCUGAAGCUGCCGAUGUAGAAUUGAGAAACGACAUGGUUGAGGUCAUGGAUAGGAGAAGAGCAGAGUGUUUGGUUCUUGUAUCAAAUGAUUCUGAUUUUGUGAAUGUUUUGAAGGAGGCCAAGUUGAGAUGUCUUAGAACAGUUGUUGUUGGGGAUCUUAAUGAUGGGCCAUUGAAGAGAAAUGCUGAUACUGGGUUUUCUUGGAAGGAGAUUUUAAUGGGGAAGGCUAAGAAGGAGGCUGUGUCUGUUGUGGGAAAAUGGAAGGAUCGGGACGUUUUGAAGAGAUUGGAAUGGACAUACAAUCCUCAAUUGGAGAAGGAAGUGUUUGGUUUGGAUGAUGAUAUGGGCGAGGAUGAAGAUGUUGACCAAGGUUCGGUUGAUGAGAAUAUGACAAAUGGUGACAGUGGUGCUUGGUGGGAUCUCAGCUCUGAUGCUGAAACUGAAGCUGUGUCGUCACGAUCAUGUAAAUGACUUGACACUAGCAUGUAUUGUUGCUUCAUCUUUACUUGAACACUACCUAGAACUUAAUGUUGCACAUUGCCCUAAAAUUUUGACUGAGUUUGAGAUAGGAGUUUAGAAG